This is a messenger RNA of Engraulis encrasicolus (European anchovy), 891 nucleotides long. RefSeq names its product mast cell protease 2-like. The transcript has 5 exons. NCBI's taxonomy places the organism in Eukaryota, Metazoa, Chordata, Actinopteri, Clupeiformes, Engraulidae. The record is from RefSeq and is a predicted model, not a curated record. Gene Ontology annotation, molecular function: serine-type endopeptidase activity. Gene Ontology annotation, biological process: proteolysis. The coding region runs from base 1 to 753 and encodes 250 amino acids.
AUGGCCUCUGGUGCCAUGCAGAGUGGCAUCUUUGGGGGUAAGGAGGCCAAGCCGCACUCGCGACCCUACAUGGCCUCACUACAGACGGGGCAGGAGAAGGCACAUGUGUGUGGAGGAGUGCUGAUCAGAGAAGACUACGUGCUCACUGCUGCACACUGCCUGGAGUCCAAGCCAGAUGUCGUAGUCCUUGGUGCCCACAACAUCAGCAAGGCUGAGAAGAGCCAGCAGCGUGUUGGUGUAUCUAAGUCCAUCCCCCACCCUAAGUACCCCACCAAGCCUGUACCUGCUGAUGAUCCACGGGGCCACCAACACGACAUCAUGCUGCUCAAGCUGGACCAUCCAGUGAACCUGACCAGAUUUGUGUCGGUGUUCAAGCUGCCAAAGAAGUUUGGCUACCUGAAGCCAGGUACACAGUGCGAGGUGGCCGGCUGGGGCAAGAGGGUGCUGGGUGGGGGUGCAGAGUCGGUCCUCUACGAGACUACCGUCACCCUGGACAAAGGCUCAACCUGCAAAGAUUCCUGGGAGAAGUACUACAACCAAGACCAGAUGGCCUGCAGCAUCUCCGAUGGCAAAGACGGCUUCUGCCAGGGCGACUCCGGGGGUCCUCUGCUGUGUGGGAAGGGGAAGAGUAGAGUUCUCUACGGCACUACGGCCUACACAACGCAGCCCUGCGACAGCGUAAACUACCCAGAAGUCUACAUGAGGGUGCCUUUCUUCCUGCCUUGGAUACGCUCCGUUAUUGGAGUCAAUUAAUGUUACUCCCUCUCUCUCAUUGGCGUCAAUAUGGGUAAUCAUAUAGAUGCAAACAUUCUUAUUGGCGUCAGGAUUGAGUCAAUGAGCAAAAUACAUGCCAACCAGUGAUGGGCAACCUGGAUUCAGAAGCUAUAAUCC